Messenger RNA from Cannabis sativa, 2176 nucleotides. Its product is annotated as UDP-glycosyltransferase 83A1-like. Bases 281 to 1717 code for a protein of 478 amino acids. Gene Ontology annotation, molecular function: UDP-glycosyltransferase activity. The transcript has 2 exons. The record is from RefSeq and is a predicted model, not a curated record. NCBI's taxonomy places the organism in Eukaryota, Viridiplantae, Streptophyta, Magnoliopsida, Rosales, Cannabaceae.
UUAUCGUAUAGUACCACGAUCAAUUCUAUUUUUCCUUAAUUUUUCUUUUUCUUUUCUUUUUAAUGUACAGUACAAGUUUAUAUGUUGUUUAUGUUAAUUUAGCACAAUAUGGUCUAAAUAAUAGUAAAACAUUUCCUAGAUAUACGUACAAUAUAAUAUAUUAAUGGAACUUUGUGUCUACUAUACUAUUUAAAUUAAAAUAUAUAAAAUUCAAUAUUUAAUUACACUAGCUAAUAAACGUACUUGAAGAGCAUUUCUCAUAUAUAAAUGUUACUGGUCGAUGAUAAUUCAGCUAGCAAAGAAAAUAAUAAGGAUGAUAAGUACUAGAAAACAACGUGUGAUGGUGGUACCAUGUCCAGCCCAAGGCCAUGUGAAACCCCUCGUACUCUUUUCUCACAAGCUUGCCCAACAUGGCUUUAGAAUCACUUUCGUUUACACCGACUUCGAUCACAACCGAAUCUCGAGUGCCAAGAAAGAUGACGACGACGAUGAUAAUAAUAAUAAUAUUGAGUUUGUGUCAAUCCCAGAUGGGUUGAGGCCAGAAGACGAUAGAGGUGAUCUAGGCAAUUUAUGUAAAGCAAACUUGGAGACUAUUCCUGCAGAGGUUGAAAAACUCAUUACAACCAUAAAUGGUAGUUCGAAUAAUUACGAAAACAAUAUUAGUUGUUUGGUUUCUGAUGUUUAUUUAGGAUGUGCUAUGGAAGUUGCUACUAAGUUGGGUAUUAAAGGAGCAGUAUUCUGUCCUUCCUCUGCUGCUCUUCUUGUCCAUGCCAGGUAUAUACCAAACAUGGUAAACCAAGGGAUCAUGGAUGAGUCUGAUGGAACUUCAAUCCAUAAACAAAUAAUUCAACUAUCUCCUAACAUGCCUAGCAUAAACACAGAAAAAUUUCCAUGGACUAUUGAUGGUUCAACAAAACAGAAGAGAUUGUUUCAAGUUUACUUCAAAGCAUGUCAAGCCUCAGAAAUAGCUGAAUGGUGUCUCUGUAAUACAACUUAUGAUAUCGAAUCUUCUGCGCUUUCUUUAAAUCCAAAGUUUCUUUCAAUAGGCCCAUUAAUGGCGAACCAAGCUAAUAACUCAUCAGAUAUUCCAGGGUCACAAUUUUGGGCUGAAGACUCAUCUUGUUUAAAUUGGCUUGAUCAACAAAAGCCUUGCUCAGUCAUAUACAUUGCAUUUGGUAGCUUGACAAUCCAUGAUAAUACUCAAAUUCUUGAGCUAGCUCGAGGGUUAGAACUCAUUGGUAAGCCUUUUCUUUGGGUUGUUCGUCCGGGUUUCAUGUCCGGUGAUCUUGGACAUGAGUUUGACCCAAUUAGAAUUUUAGGCAACAAUAAUUUUGGAAAAUUGGUAAGUUGGGCACCUCAACAAAAGGUUUUGAGUCACCCUUCUAUUGCUUGUUUUGUAAGUCAUUGUGGUUGGAACUCAACUAUAGAAGGUUUAAGCAAUGGAGUACCUUUUUUGUGUUGGCCUUAUUUUGGUGAUCAAUUUUUGGAUAAAGCAUAUAUAUGUGAUGUUUGGAAGGUUGGAAUAGAGCUUGAACCGAGCGAAAGUGGAAUCAUCCUUAGUCAAGAAAUAGAAAUUAAAGUGAAUAAACUUUUAGGUGAUGAGGAAAUAAGAAAAAAGUCUAUCCAAUUGAAGGAAAUGAUACUGAAGAAUAUAGCUAAAGAUGGUCAAUCUUUUAAGAAUUUGGACAAAUUUAUCAAAUGGUUAGAGGAGACAUAAUAUAAUGAUCAUAUCCUUCUAGUUUUGUUUGGAGUUGGCUACAAUAAAGACGUCAAGAUUUGACUCAAAUUAUUUAUUUCUUUACUUCUUUAUCUAUAUUUGUAAAGUUGCAAUUUAUUUUUGGGUGUUAAAAGAAAACUCUUGGUGAUCAAGUUUUGACGAGUCUUCUAGAAGAAGCUUUGAAAUGUCUUGGUCCUUAAGUUGUCUUGGUGCUUAAGUUUUAAUUUGUAACUUUAUAAAUGUGUAUUUUGUGUGUUAAAGUAUGUGUGGAGAAAAAUAUAGUGAGUUGUGAAAAAAGAAGUGUGAAUUUAUUGUUUGAUGAGAGUGAAGAAACAAAUAGUGUAUUGGGAUUUAGGUAGAGAGAUUGAGAUAUAGAACAUUUAUGUAAUUUAAAGUGAUAAGUGAACUAUAUCUUUUUUAUGGGUUUGGUAAUUUUACUAGACAGAGUAAAUUACUUUA